Messenger RNA from Notothenia coriiceps (black rockcod), 936 nucleotides. Its product is annotated as ankyrin repeat and SOCS box protein 15-like. The transcript has 4 exons. The record is from RefSeq and is a predicted model, not a curated record. Gene Ontology annotation, biological process: protein K6-linked ubiquitination. Lineage: Eukaryota; Metazoa; Chordata; Actinopteri; Perciformes; Nototheniidae. The annotation marks the transcript as partial. Gene Ontology annotation, molecular function: protein binding; ubiquitin-protein transferase activity. Gene Ontology annotation, cellular component: BRCA1-BARD1 complex; BRCA1-A complex.
UGACAGCUCAGGGGCUCAGCCUUGAGGAGAGGACGUCGGGGGGGGGAGAGACGGCGCUGACUCUGGCAGUGACAGCCGGGCUGGUGCAGAACGUGAAGAACCUUCUGGAGCACGGUGCAUCACCUCACAACACCAACACCAAGAACGAGUCCCCGCUGCUGCUAGCGGUGAAGGCCGCCUCUCUGGAGAUCACGGAGCUGCUGGUGGCUCACGACACCUGGGUGGAGCAGGUGUGCGGGAAGCGAUGGACCGCCAUGCACGAGGCGGCCAAGGUGGGAAACGUGGACAUCCUGAUGCUGCUGCUGAGGAACGGAGGCCAGGUCAACCAGAAGGACGUGUCGGGGGGGACGCCGCUCGCCGUGGCUGCAGAGCAUUCACACUACCACAUCAUCGAGAUUCUGCUGAACUGUGGCAGCAGCGUGAACGCUCAGGCCUGUAACGGUGAGAGUAUCCUGCUGGACGCGUCCGGAUCAGGAAACACCGCCUGCAUUCAGCUGCUGCUCGACAACGGAGCCGACCCCAACCUGCCCAGCACCAACGGACACCUGCCGCUCCACAAGGCCGCGUUCAACGGACACUUUGAUGCUCUGAAGAUGCUGAUUCCUCUGACCACCAAGAAGGCGAUCAAAGCGGCGGGUCAGAGUCCGGUCCACUCGGCGUCAGACGGAGGUCAGAGCCGCUGCCUGAAGCACCUGCUGGCCUGUGGCUUCGACGUGAACUACCGCAUGAACGCCAGAAACUCAGAGAACUACAGUGACAUGAGGAGGAGCGCCUUGUACUUCGCCGUCUCAAACGGGGACGAGGAGUGCUCUAAAAUCCUGCUGGCGGCCGGAGCGAAGACGGACCUGGACCCUCUGUGCUGCCUCCUGGUGGCGGUGAGGUCGGGGCGCUACGAUAUCGUGAAGCUGCUGCUGGCGGCUAAAGCGGACGUGAACU